AUGGUAACGGAUAAGAAGAGAAACUAUGGACGCUGUGGUUCAGACGACGCAAAGCGCACGCACACCGGCGAGAAGCCGUUUAAGUGCGACCAGUGCGGCGCCGCCUUUACGCGCUCCAACAACCUCAUUACUCACAAGCGCACGCACACGGGCGAGAAGCGGUUCAAGUGCGACGGCCUCUAG
Molecule: messenger RNA, 183 nt
Organism: Emiliania huxleyi CCMP1516
Lineage: Eukaryota; Haptophyta; Isochrysidales; Noelaerhabdaceae
Exons: 3
Coding region: 1-183 (60 amino acids)
Biological process (GO): regulation of transcription by RNA polymerase II; central nervous system development
Cellular component (GO): nucleus
Molecular function (GO): RNA polymerase II cis-regulatory region sequence-specific DNA binding; DNA-binding transcription factor activity, RNA polymerase II-specific
Source: RefSeq, a predicted model, not a curated record